UGGUCGUGGACAUAACGGAGGUCACGGUGCGCAGUUAUUAGACUAGAAGACUAACUUUUAGUGAUAUUAGUAAACGGUAGGCUACAUACCAACUGUCUAAGACUUCUGCACUAGCUGGCGUGGAAUAACGAAGAUCUUCAAAUUUACAUGCAUAUUAAAUUGAAGACUUGUCGCCAAUCAAUCAGACUUCUUCAAAUCAAUAUCUUCUUGAGAGCUGAGCAGAGGAACAUGGUACACAUUGGCUUACUGCACCGUUUUUAUGAGCUGCCAUUUCUAUGACUGUGUAAACUAGCAGUAGAACAACCUUGAACAGUGCGAGUUGUAAUAGCGAUCAUGUCAGUUGAAAAUGAUGAAGGCUCAUCCAUUGGACCGGGUCCAUGUAGCGAUGAGGAAAAUGGUAUCGAUCCACAGCAGGGCGGGGCUUCGUCUUUAGGGAAUGAUUCUGCAACAGGCGGGGCAUCGUCAAUUGGUAAUGAAUCUCUGACGGGCGGGGCAUCGUCCAUCGGUAACGGGUCUGCAACAGGAGGCAUGGAUUUAGUGGACAGUGAUUUGAGUGAUGAUGAAGAAGGCCCACAGACUGAUCGAUAUGGAUUUUUAGGAGGGAAGCAGUUUACUGGAGGUGAGCUUGGACUACCUAUAGAGAUCUUACGGAAACGAGAGCUGAAGUGGCUGGAUAUGAUUGAUGAUUGGGAGAAAUGGAUGACCAAGAAACCAAAGAAGGUUAGAGAAAGAUGUCGAAAAGGCAUUCCAUCUUCCCUCAGAGGAAGAGCGUGGCAAUUCUUGUGUGGAAGCAAGAGAGUAGUAGAGCAAAACAAGGACAAAUUCUUGGAGCUUGAUGCGCAAGAAGGUGAUCCUAAAUGGCUGGAUGUGAUAGAGAAGGAUCUUGAUAGACAGUUUCCAUUCCAUGAAAUGUUUGCUAAGAAAGGAGGCAAUGGACAACAGGACCUGUACCGUAUUCUCAAGGCAUACAGCAUCUACAACCCUAGAGAUGGCUACUGCCAGGGCCAGGCUCCGGUUGCCGCUGUGCUGCUUAUGCAUAUGCCAGCCGAGGAGGCGUUUUGGUGCAUGGUACAGAUCGUUGAGCGUUACUUGACGGGUUACUACAGCCCCGGGCUAGAGGCUGUGCAGGUGGAUGGUGAGGUCUUGUUUGGUCUUAUUAAGAAGGUCUUGCCUGCAACACAUAAACACAUGAAGAAGCAUCGCAUCGAGCCCAUCCUCUACAUGACAGAGUGGUUCAUGUGUAUCUUCGCUAGGACCUUACCAUGGACAUCUGUUCUAAGAGUCUGGGAUAUGUUCUUCUGUGAAGGUGUAAAGAUCCUGUUCCGGGUAGCCCUGGUCCUACUCAAGCAUACGUUAGGGACCUCACAGCAGCUAGCAGAUAGUCCUGGACUCUAUGAAACCAUGGAGAGACUCAAGAACAUUCCUGAUACAGUCGUGCAGGAAGAUUUUCUAGCCUCAGAGAUGCUGAAGAUACGCGUCUUUGAGAAGGACCUUGAGGCAGAACAUUCGCUGUCCCUCGCCAGACGUAAAGCCAUAAGGGAACGACAGCUCUCCUCCGAGAAGGCUGCUGCCAUGGCUCGUGACAUAGAGGUCAAGAAGAAGACAUCCAAGACCAAGAAUCCUGCCAAGGAAUGGGAGAAAGAGAAGAAGAAGAAAGAGAAGGAACGCUUGAAGCACGCAGACACAGAUUCUGUGACAAGUGUGCCUAAUUCACUGGACAUGUUGGAAGAGGAAGACGCUGAAAGUGUUAGGAACGGUGUUGAUGGGGAUGGGACGUUACGUAAAGACGACAAGAAGAAGAAAAAGAAGGAAAAGAAACAAAAGAGCAAGGAGAAGUUGUCGAUCAAUACAAAGGAAGCAAUGAGCAGAAAUUGGAGCGGCGAGUUGCACAGUCCGGACAUUGAAAAAGAAUAUGAGAUUAUUGAUAGGUUGAGUUCUUCCUCAGCAAGCCCAACUAAAAGUGUGAAAAGUAGGAGUACAACGGGCUUCUCGGAAAAAGACUAUACCAGCGAGGAUGGAGGUGAUGGACAGGGCAGCAAGAAAAAGAAAAAAGAUAAGAAAAAGAAAAGCAAAGGGAAAGAAACCGAUGUGAUAUCAAUAGGGGAUGACACGGCUAGCAUGGUGAUUUCUACAGAAGGACUUACAGACACGAUCGAUAGGAAAAAGAAAAAGGAUAAGAAAAAGAAAAGAGGUAAAAGUAAAGAGAAGGGAUCGUCGGGUGAAGAAAGGGCUGACGAUGUGAUAAGUAUUAUGACCGUACCUGAUAAUAUGAUGUAUGGAGUUGGGAAGGACAAAAAGAAAGAUAAAAAGAAGGAAAAGAAGAGGACAAAAAAUAAAGAUUCAGAGAUGGAGAUGGACCUUCCCGGGAUGGUCCGAGGACGCGACGAUGAGAGUGUAGACAAGCUAUCUCAAGCAGAUACAGAAUCUAUUAAAUCGUUAUCCAAGAAAGACAAGAAAAAGGAGAAAAAGGAAAAGAAAAAGAGGGCAAAAGAUUUGGAAAAAGAUGCCCAGCGAAUGAAAGGUAAUGGUGUGAUACGCAAUGAGCAUGCGAGCGAUGGCAAUACUUCCUCUCCUGCUAACCUUAGUGACUAUGAAGUUGUGGAGAGAUGGAAACCACCUUCUGACAGCUCCAAGCGUGGGUCGGAAAAAAGAAUGGGUUUGAUAUACAGUGAUGAUGAUAUCCAAAGUCAGUGGGCUGGGAUGGCCAGCUUAGGCCCUUUGUCUGAGAUACCGACCUUCGAUGAAAUCGUAGAGCGGAAGAGGAGGAGUCGAGAACAGGAGGAGAGGAGGAGUCCAAGAUUGUCUGAACCCACGUCACCGAUUAGCGAUAACACUACAUGGAAUCCUUCAAGUGGGACUAGGAUGCCCCACUCGUACUCUAAUGGCAUGGAACCUGAAAGCGGUUUGUCCCAAGUCGGCAACAGUAGAGAUAUUGGGAGGAGUGAUAAAGCUAAAGCCAAAGGUCCGACAAGAGACUAUCACAGCUUUGAUUAUGGCACUACCGUAUGAUACUGAUACAA
Lytechinus variegatus (green sea urchin) is the source of this 3020-nucleotide messenger RNA. RefSeq names its product TBC1 domain family member 10B-like. The coding region runs from base 334 to 3009 and encodes 891 amino acids. The transcript has 9 exons. The record is from RefSeq and is a predicted model, not a curated record. Lineage: Eukaryota; Metazoa; Echinodermata; Echinoidea; Temnopleuroida; Toxopneustidae.